Phytophthora sojae is the source of this 3283-nucleotide messenger RNA. RefSeq lists its product as hypothetical. NCBI's taxonomy places the organism in Eukaryota, Oomycota, Peronosporomycetes, Peronosporales, Peronosporaceae. The record is from RefSeq and is a predicted model, not a curated record. The coding region runs from base 1 to 3189 and encodes 1062 amino acids. The transcript is spliced from 3 exons.
AUGGCGAUGGGGGAUCCUGAACAAACGAAGAGCAUCACACCCAACAACAACAACAACAUAUUUGCCGCCUUCGCGUCGUACUUCUCGCGCGCAGGCGCCUCCGGUGCCAUCUCCAUGGAAAGCCGUGAGAGCGCACCGAACGUCGGAGAAGUUCGCGCGAUGACUGGUUUCUUACAGCGGUUAAGUGAAGACUGCAACUGCGUCGUUGCCAGAGCUUCUGAUAAGAAGCCGAUCCGUAUCGCCGGCGGCGACUACGCGCUGCCAGCGCUUCUCCAUUUCGACUUCCUCCGCGUUCUGUCAAUGGGCCGUCGUUGUCGCAGUCUUCGCGCGUGGCUGCCGCUCGCCGUCGCAGCAGCGGCGGCGCUGGCGCUCACGGCGAACGCCAGCAGCUCCUUCGGCUCGCUGCUCGAGUCCACGCGGCUGCUGGCCGACGCGGACGAGGACGACGACCGGACCAUUCCCUUCAACUCAUGGAGCAACGUGAACGACACGCUGAGCCACCUGCUCGCGUUCGUGCUCGUGCUGCUGGGCGCGCACCCGCUGGGUCUGUUCUUCCCCAAGUACUUCCGCCUGCCACUCAUCACCGGGUACCUCGUGGCCGGCAUCCUGUCGGGCCCCUUCCUGGCCAACCUGCUGAACGAAGACGUCGUGAACAUGCUCGGCUCGUACGUGAACGCCUUCGCGCUGAGCUUCAUCUCGUUCCAGGCGGGCCAGGAGAUCUACCUGCCGGAGCUGCGGCCGCAGAUCAAGUCUAUCCUGGCGCUGCUUACGACCUACUACUGCACGGCCAUGGUGCUGGGCACCACAGUCUUCAUGCUGGCCGCGGGCGCCUUCUUCUACUCGGACUUCGCGCACAGCUGCCAGCUGGGCAUCGCGCUCAUGUUCGCGUCUAUCUCGGUGCUCGUGUCGCCCUCCACGGUCAUGGCGCUCAAGAUCGAGCUCAACAGCGUCGGGCCCUUCACACACCUGGCGCUCGGCACGUGCAUGACGGCCGAGUUCGUCGUGCUCGUGUCCUUCUCCGUCUCGCGCGUUGUCGCCUCCAUCUACUGCGCCAAGCUGGACGUGUCGCCCGAGAGCAUCGCCUUCACCAUGGGCGUCGUGCUCAUGAAUCUCGUGCUCGGCGCGCUGCUCGGACUCGUGACGAUCCUCAUCUUCCAGCUGCCGAGCGGGCAGCCAGACGUGGGCCAAGCGGCGUCGGGAGCUCCGGCCCACGCCAUGUCGGUAUCCUCCUCCAGGAUGUCCUUGUCCCAACGCCGCAUGAAGAACAGCCAACGCAUUGACAGCAGGCAGGACGUCAGCGACCUCGAGCAGGCGAUGGACGACCCGGACCAGGCGCCGCACCCGUACAACGCGUACGUCGAGGAGACGGACACGGAUAAGUUGCUGGACAAACCCCAAUGGUGGACGGAGCGCAAGGCGCUCUACCUCAAGGGCUUCGUCUGGCUGCUCAUGGGCUACCUGUUCUACCUCUUCACCAACACGCUGAGCGACCUCACCACCGCGCACUUCGGCCUUGUAUGGCAGGUCAAGUUCGAGGCGUUGCUGGUGCUGAUGCUCGCGUCCUGCGCUGCUGGUCACUACGCUGCUAUUCGCCCGCAGAUGCACGUUAUUCUCGAUACGGUGGCGCCGUACAUGUUCCUGCCCUUCUUCGUUAUGACGGGCGCGUCGCUGCAGCUGGACAAGGUGGUGAGUGUGCUGCCGAUGAUGAGCCUGUACCUGGUGCUGCGCUACACGGCCAUCUUUCUGGCCGUGUACGGCGGCGGUCGCUUCCUGCUGAAGCUGCCACCGCAGCAUUACAAGCACUUGUGGCUGACCAUGGCUCCUCAAGCUGGUGUGUCGCUUGGUCUGGCUGCCGAGGUGAAGGAGCUGAUCACCGACGACUGGGGAGCCGAAUUCUCGGCGACGAUCGUGGCUGCAGUGGUGAUCAACCAGGUUAUCGGCCCCGUGCUUUGCUCGCUGGGGCUUCGUGGUGCUGGAGAGAGCAUGAUCGAUCGUCAGGCCGCAGCAGCAGCCCAAGCACACACGCAGACUCCGCCUGAACUGGAAAAAGAUGGAGCUGACUCGGACGUCGAAGUCGGCAAGGACAACCGCAAGUCCUACCGAACUCUCAGCCGUCACAACAGCACUUUGAGCCGCCACAACAGCACCCAAGCGUUGUUCUCUACACGCGGCGGUGGAAUGGAUCCCAGGCCGCUGCUGCCGUUCUAUCGUGUGCAGAGCGCCGUGGUGCUUGGAGACGACGAAGUGGCGUUCGAGAUCGCCCUGGAGCUGUCACUCUACGGCGCUCGCGUCAAUGUCCCGCUGCUCGACGAGGCUCGCGCAGACAAGUGGCGCCGCAUGAACGAGACCAUCUUGCAGCGCACGGCUAAGGGCGAGCUCAUCUCGUUCCAAAACACGAUCCAGGAUCGUCGCGGGGAGACCCCUGUAGACUCGGGUAUGCAGAACGCAGACGUGCUCAUCUUCACAGGCGUCCCGGAGCGCUCACUGGAGCACGCGAGGGUCAUGCAGACCAUGCUGGGCGAGCACGCGCGCCCUCGCCUGAUCGCUGUGGUGGACGACUGUGCUGCUGGAGCCAAAUUGCGUGAGCUCGGAGUUCUCACCGUACAGCCUUCGAUCGCGCUGGGCAACAUCGUGACGCGACUUGCGCUAUUGGACGCUCCACUGGCCGCCAACCUGUCCAAGGAGCUGAGCUCAACCAGCAACUUCUCGACAGCCGCGUACUUCCGAGCCGACGGUGAUGGCGACCGUGACUCGCUGACCUCUCUCUCGGAGCUGCGCCUGCCUGCUCGACGCCUCGCGCUGGGCCGCAGCGUCGUCAACCACCACUCGGUGGACUACGACCGUCUGGCCGAGGCGCUGGCGGCCGAGAACCUGCCGAUGCCCCCGCCGCCGUCGCGUGUGUCCAUGUUCGGUACGUCGGCCGUCGAGCACGACCCGUUCGCCAAGCGCUCGCGCAACCUCGGCGCCCACGAGCACUACGUGUUGGAAGACGACGGCUUCGACGUCCCCGACGACCGGUCGAUCUUCGAGGAGCAGUUUGUGGUGCCGUCUCCAAGCUCCAGCGCUGGAGGAGGAUCCCGAUCUCGAUCCCGGUCGCGUCGACGCUCGCGCCUCGGCUCGAGCAGCAGCAGCGUCGGCGGAGGCACUGGCUACGUCACGCUACACCGCGCCCAGUCCACGGGUCCGUAAGACCUGGCACUUCAACUUGGAAGAUGGCUACACUCGUUGCAGCACCGCAAGAAUAGUUUGUCGUAAAAUAGGGAUUUUGAGUUCAACCACGUGC